AUGCUAGCUAGCUACGAGAAAAGUCCCAAACCUCCUCUCAUCUCCUCUGAAGGAAAACAAGGGGGAAAAAAAAAAAGAUUCAAGAAGUCUCUCGUUGCAAUCCUUGUCAGCCCUUUAGCCAUUCCUGUCAACGAGUACGAGUCUUCGUGUGCUCUGAAAUCAGAGUUUAGUUACACUAGUACUAGCAGUGGAUGCAGCAGCUACAGCUCUCCAACUUCGCUCACCAGUUAUGCAACAACCAAUUAUAAUAGUAGUUAUUACAGUUCUCCAACUUCGCUAACGAGCUACGAGUCUAACUACAAUGCCAAUCUGAUGCAAAGAAGCAUCAGCAGUCACUCUCUGCUGCAUAGGAACAAUGUAGAGGGGUUUUCUGCCCUUGUCUCGUCCCCAACUGCAUGUUACGACUCAGAAACUAGUCCUUUCAGGAAAGUGUUUAGCGCUGGCGAUCUGGAGGGUAUGACUCCAAAGCAACAUAGCCGUCGGGCAGAUAGUUCUCUGGCGAAUGAGUAUAGCAUCAUUGAAAGUAUGAGCAAAGCCUGCAGAUAUAGUCCAGAAGAAAAGAAAGAGAGGAUUGAGAGAUAUAGGAGCAAGCGAAAUCUCAGGAAUUUCAACAAGAAGAUCAAGUAUGAAUGCAGGAAGACACUAGCGGACAGCAGACCCGCAUCAGAGGGCGGUUUGCCAGGAAUGAUGAGAUUGAGAAGGCUUCUCAAAAUCAAUGGGAUCAGGCUGGCAUUGAGGAGGAGGACGAAGACGAUGACAACUGGAUUAAUAUCCUUGAUACAUUCUCAACUACUCUGAUCCCAUAAUCGGGAUUACAUUAUGAAGCUCCUAAGUUUUAAUGUAAAUGGAGCACCUAGUUUACGUGUUGAAGAUGGUAAUCUUUGAUUGCAAUGUACUUUUAGCAUUGUCAAGGAUUGCGUCUGAUAAAAAGAGCUCCCUCAUGGUCUUUUGUGUAUUUGAGCUCAUUGGCGUUUCUAUUUUGUAUUGAUGCACUUCAACUCAAGUUCGAAGGUAGUUUUGUACAUUGUCCUGUUGGUUCCAUAUUCGUAUGUAUCUGUCUAUAUGCUGAACGAAAUGAAUGUAAACCCCUCAUAUUCAUCUUAAAAAUGAUAAUCUCAUUUCGACAUUAGAUUAGGACUAAUAAUGUCCACAUAAAUCUUCUGUAUCACAUUGUUGCAUUUUUUGGAACGCGUUUCAAUCAAAUUUACAUAGUUGAUCAGAAAAUUUCACCUCAACUCCACAAACU
This is a messenger RNA of Coffea arabica (coffee), 1246 nucleotides long. The record is from RefSeq and is a predicted model, not a curated record. NCBI's taxonomy places the organism in Eukaryota, Viridiplantae, Streptophyta, Magnoliopsida, Gentianales, Rubiaceae.